AUGCGCACCCUCAUCUCCCGCAUAGAAGAAGAGACGUGGGAUGGCGACGAACCGGGCCACCUGACUAUCUGGCUCUACAAGGACGAGCACGGUGUCGUCCACCGCGUCGAGCGCCCAGGGCGCGACGACAUACGGCUCAAGGACCUCCCGGAAGCUCCAUUCGAAUACAUGCCCAAGUGGAACGGUUCGUGGGUCCGCGCGAGCGACGAAAUCAUCGCCAGCCCCAACGUGUGGAUCAAGCACGAGACGGUUUUUGUGGGUUACUGCUUCGUCUCGCUUGCUUCGCUGACACAUGCCCAGAGGCACAACUCGGUGGCGUACAAGACGUUUGAGCUCGACGUCCUCCAAGACCUGUACCAUGCCCCCGGGCACCCGUGCGUGGUCAAGUACCACGGCGCGGCGGUCAACGCCGACGGCUUCGUGUACGGGCUCGUGUUCGACAAGCUCAACGUCACGCUGCAGGACGCCAUCGAGGACGGCCGGCUCAUCCGCAGGAACAAGCCCAAUCCUUUUGCCGUCAUGCGCGAUGUCAGGCAAGGCCUCAUGUACCUCCGUUCCCUGGGGUACCUGUACACCGACCUCGAUGCGUCCAACGUCAUGUGGCGCAUCGACCCCACCGAGGAGCACCCACAUGGCAACUGGUGUCUCGUCGACUUUGCAGAGUGCUACAAGGAGGACCAGCGCCUCGACUGGGACCUUGGUGUCGGUGGCGGGAUCCCCAUCGGCUCGCAAUACGUGCCAGCCUCCCACAUCGGCAGGAGCCUCGCCCGUCUCCGUCAUCACAUCUACUGUGGUGUGGAGCUGCCUUACGACAGCUCCUGGCCUGGCCAGGAGGAUGAGGAGGAGCGCGAGGUGUUCGACGCCACGCAGGUCGAAGCCGCUGCUACCCUCCCGUGCCGCCUGCACAAUGGACCACCAAAGGUCUACACUGGAUCCAUGCCUGGUCGAUACUGGCGGAAGAUAUCGUUUUCUCACAUGGUCCAGCUCUCCGCUCCUGCCAGCACGUCGACUCGCAAGGGCCUGGGUUGGAUGGUGCUUUACACAGGCAAUGAAACGUGGUUGACCCACCUCACUUUCAAAGACAUCCACGGCACCAUCCACCGCUUUGUGCUCAACGGCCGCCACCACCAACUCGACGAGCUCCCGGACAACCCGCUCGACCCGGCGCUCUACAACGAGUGCUUGGCAUUUUGGCGCGAGCCGUGGGCUGUUAUGUCGGAGGAGGAGGCCCGCCUCGACAACAAGCUGUGGCUCAAGGAGGCGUCCAAAUUCCUCGGUGCGUGGUCGUCGCGCCAGUCAGCCAGGGAGCUGGACAACCUCCACGUCCUCCAGGCGAACCCUCACCGUAACCUGUGCACGUACAUCGGUGCUGUGGUUAACGAAUACGGUUUCGUCCGCUACCUCGCGUUUGAGAAGCUCCAGGCGACGUUAGCCGAGGUCGUCUGCGAUGUCAGGAGCCGCGAAGCCGAUCCACACUAUCAGGCGCGCUUCGAGUCAAUCCCGCUCGACGCCACGACCGUCCUCCGCGACAUCUGUGAUGCGAUCAACCACAUCCGCUCCCUGGGCUAUGUGUACACCGACCUGCAUGCGUGCAACGUCAUGUGGCGCCCCGCUGCCGACGACGGCAGCACGCCGGGCGCGUGGUGCCUCAUCGACUUUGAGCACUGCUACCCGGUCAACGACAUCAAGGGUAUCCACCCGCAGCCAGGCAAGACGCUCCUCGAGCUAGCCGACAUUCGUACCUUCCGCGACUUGAACGGUCUCACGGACUACAUCUAUACCGGCGAGUGGUUCCCCAAGGUCGACGACCUCUUCAACGCGGCUCUCCAAGUUGCCGAGGGCGGCGUGCCUGGCCAAGAGAUCUCGGAAGAGUGA
This is a messenger RNA of Vanrija pseudolonga, 1875 nucleotides long. RefSeq lists its product as uncharacterized. The transcript is spliced from 2 exons. The coding region runs from base 1 to 1875 and encodes 624 amino acids. Lineage: Eukaryota; Fungi; Basidiomycota; Tremellomycetes; Trichosporonales; Trichosporonaceae. The record is from RefSeq and is a predicted model, not a curated record. Gene Ontology annotation, biological process: intrinsic apoptotic signaling pathway in response to endoplasmic reticulum stress; IRE1-mediated unfolded protein response. Gene Ontology annotation, cellular component: IRE1-TRAF2-ASK1 complex. Gene Ontology annotation, molecular function: RNA endonuclease activity; protein serine/threonine kinase activity.